Messenger RNA from Myripristis murdjan (pinecone soldierfish), 3175 nucleotides. RefSeq names its product thromboxane A2 receptor (gene tbxa2r). Gene Ontology annotation, cellular component: plasma membrane. Gene Ontology annotation, biological process: adenylate cyclase-activating G protein-coupled receptor signaling pathway; positive regulation of blood pressure; positive regulation of vasoconstriction. The record is from RefSeq and is a predicted model, not a curated record. The transcript is spliced from 3 exons. Gene Ontology annotation, molecular function: thromboxane receptor activity. Lineage: Eukaryota; Metazoa; Chordata; Actinopteri; Holocentriformes; Holocentridae. The coding region runs from base 291 to 1445 and encodes 384 amino acids.
GGAGCUGCACAGACAUGAAUGUCCCCAACCCGUUACUGUGAUUAGUGGUAUUUUUGUAAAUUAUCAUUUUUUAUUCAUCUCUUUUUUCUUUUUUCUUUUUUCAAGAGGAGAGAAGCAGAGCGCAUACUUGAGACCUGAGACAGUCAACUUGUGGAACCGGCUUUGAAAGCGCUGCAUGUGAUGGGUGAAGAGGACAUAAAGGAACGGGGACAAGAACGAAAUUCUUCACGGUCUAGUCUUGCCAGCACUGAGUAACCUGAAAUCAAAUAACCCACGCCAAUCCAACCACCAUGAAUGUCUCCACUUCCCCACACACCAACCGGACUGUCCCGCUGUGCUACUCGAUCAACAGUCCCCCAUUCAAUUACAACCUCACCAUUGCCUCAGCCUACUUUUCAUCCAUCUUCAGCGGUCUGGGCCUCACCUCCAACCUCAUCGCCUUUGUGGUGCUCCUCAAGUCAUUCCAGCGGGCACACAGCCUCUCUCGUUCCUCAUUCCUCAUCUUCCUGUGUGGCCUGGUUGUCACUGAUUUCAUGGGCCUUCUGGUCACAGGUUCCAUUGUGGUCUCUUUCCACAUCACCCACUUCAACUGGCGCGACCUAGACGCACAUUGCCACUUCUGUAACUUCAUGGGCAUGUCCAUGGUCUUCUACGGCCUGUGCCCUCUGCUGCUCGGUGCUUCCAUGGCUGUGGAGCGCUUCGUGGGCAUCAACCGGCCCUUUGCACGCUCAGCCAGUAUGCCCAAGAGACGGGCGGUGUCCAUGGUGCUGAUGGUGUGGACAUUCGCCGGCUGUGUGUCUCUGCUACCCCUGGGGGGUUUAGGCAGCUACCACAUCCAGAUGCCCGGUUCCUGGUGUUUUUUCAACAUCAGUUCUCUGGGCACUGACAUGGUCUUCUCCCUUCUCUUCUCACUGGUGGGGUUGCUGUCAAUCACCGUGUCUUUUGUGCUGAACACGGUGAGCGUGGUGACACUGAUCAAGGUGUGCUGCGGACAGGACAGAAUGCAGCGUCGCCGGGACUACGAGGUGGAGAUGAUGGUGCAGCUCAUCCUGAUCAUGGUCAUUGCCUCCAUCUGCUGGUGCCCCUUUCUGGUGUUUAUUGCACAGACUGUUCUGUCUGGAAGUCGUCUCCAGAUCCGGCUCCUGCUGCUGUGGCUUCGCUUCGUCACCUGGAACCAGAUCCUGGACCCCUGGGUGUACAUCCUCUUUCGCCGGGCCGUUCUCAAGCGCAUCUACCCCCGUUUUGACUGGUCCCGUGGCUCCAUCAUGACCUUGUACCCGUCCUUCAGUGGCACAAUCCGCAGGUUCACCCGCUCUUCACUCGGGAGCAACCUGGGCCACGACGAACCGGGAGGGACAGAGAAGUCAAAUGUAACACCACCAUCUACACUGAAGCUGUCGCCUCCUUCUCCUGACGUCUUGUAUCAAAGUUGUGGCUCAGUUUGACAAGACGGCAGAUUCAGUGACAUCAUUGGAGUUUUGUGUUAAUUUGGAAGGAACUGAAUAGUUUAUCCUGUUGGACAGUGUAUCUGACAAUAGAUGUUUUACAUGGCCAGUACAGGCAUUUAGCCCUGAUGCUGUUAUUCAGAGCAGUUUAUUAUUGAGCAGCAAUUUAGUGCCCAAGAACACUUCAGCAGGAUACAUGGUGGCUGAGGAAUCAAAGAAUACUCUGUCUAACCACGAGGCCAGGCUUCAGGAACCUUUUUUUUUCAGCUGAUACAUUUUUUUCCUGAAGAACCACAACAUGCACCACCACCAGCGCCACCCUCUGCACCUUCCUUCCCCAGGCAUUGUCACAAUGUAACUGGCACUUAUGUUACGAGACACACACACAUACACACAGAUGGCUCCACACACAGUCAUAGGGUUUUUUCACAUCUGUAGCUUGUGUGCUGUGGUUCCAAACAGUGCAUUGUUCAUUUAGUAUGGUGUGGUUUCACACAACAAAGAAUUCAGUUCAACCCAAAUGUAUCAACAAUGCUGGGUUGGAAGGCGGUUGUUUUCUUUUCCUCUCUCACUUUAUUGUACAAACACAUUUUAGCAGUAUAUCAGCAGGCUCUCGGUCAGGUUCUGUUGGGCAGGUUUGAUUGCUCAUUUCACACCUGCCCAUAUAAACUGCACCAAGGUGGUAAAGGUACCAGUUUUAUCCAGUCGGACUAAACAAGUCAGGUGUGAAAACACCUGUAAACCUGAUAUUGAUGGCACAGGGUAUUGAAAUUUGACACCUUAAUGAUACCCAGUCUAAACAAAAUGCCUUACUAUUACUGAUUAUGGGGAGAGUGUCGAGUGUCAUUGGCACCAUGUUUGUAUAUCUUGUAAACGUCAAGCCGCCACAUGCAGCUCACUUGACCACUGCAGGCUCUUGGUUUUCACACCAAAUUGGGCUACUAUGAAAACAGAAUCAACGGUGAAAAAUCCAAGAGGUGCAUUUUUUGUCAGUUUAUAAAACACACCGCCGAAAAGCAAAGUCAAUAGAUAGUGUAAGCCAGUCAUCAUCACAAAAGCAUUGUGGGAACAGGCACCAUGAUCACAGGAUAGGACCCCAGAGGGACUAUCAGUGAGCUCUUUUAUUGCUGUUGUUGUGGUGAGUCCACUUUUCUCAUAUAGUGGUCCCACACUUCCUCUGUGAGCUUGUCUCUGUAAACUUUGUUUCUCUGGAGUGCAAUCUUUACGCAGUUGUUCACUUGAAUCUUUCAGUACUAUUUUUAUUCAGUCAUCACACACAAUACAAUAAUUAGAAAUAUACUGUAUACAAUAUACAAACUAGUAUACAGUUAGUAUAAACCGUCUAGACAGUUUACUGUAAACAAAGGAUUAAGAGUGACACUUAAGUUGUAAAGUAAGCAGAAUCAUAAUGCUUAUUAAUUUAAGUUACCUUCCAAAAAUAAAAAUAAAUAAGACUAGCAGCAUUUAUCACGCUUUCCUUCAAAUAUGGUGUGUAUACCCCACAUUGCAGUGCAUGUCACGUGGGUUCACAUUCUCUAUAGAGCAGGCACACUGGGAGAAAAACAGAGAGAGGCCAGGGCAGGUCAAGCCGUGUAUUUGUGGGAAAGAGACUUUAGUGGUUAUUUUACUGUUUUAGUUCCAUGCUCUUGUGGAAACCAGGUUUCUGUCGGGACCUGGAAGACUUCUGGCAAAGAGCCAGAAAUGGCUCGCGAGCCAUAGUUUCCUGACAA